GAACGGGGUGAGUAUUUAAGCUCAUUCGGCCAUAUCUAGUAUAGAAACUUACAUAUAUGGUCACGCUGGUUGUUGAACCAAUCCUUUCAAUCUUGACAUUGGUUUUAUCGACUUUGCAGGUGUUGGACGAUGGUACCAUGUUAAAGCGCUGUCGCAGACAAAUCAAACGUUUAAAACACGAGUUAGAGCAGACUAAAGGACGAGAAGAAUCACUUCAAAGAGAGAUGGAACUCCAGAUGGAGAAGGAGAAAAUUCAACAAGAACUUGAAGAACAGCGAAAGAUUGCUGAGGAGACCAAAAUCAAGCUUAUGAAAGUCACAAACAUCCUGUGUACUUCGAAAUCAAACGAAAAUGAUGUAAAACAACGUAAGCAACGUCGUUGGACCGUUUGCCCGUCGGGCAUACUUCAUAAGCCGUUAAUGACGAUGAAUUUUCCAUUCGAAAGAAAGUUUGUCGAGCCAUGUAGGAGACUGGAGCAGACUUUUGCAUGUAGCCCUGAUUUUAACAUGGACAAUCGUCGGAGAUUGUUAGAGGAAAUUCAAGAGAAGGAAGUGGAAGUAAAUGCUGUCCCUGUAGCAAUGAGCGCCAUUUCUUGCUCUGUAAUUGAAACGAAACGAUCAUCUGCCGAGAAUGAUGAAAAAGAAAUCUCAAGUUUGCAAGAUGAGGUGAAAAAAUGCAAAGAGGAGAAAAGGAAACUGCUUAAUGAAGUCGAACAACAUGAUGAAAAGAUUAAAUUGUUGCAAAUAAAGGAAAUUGGUAGUUUGGAUAAAGAUGUUGUUAAGGAAGACGUGGAAGAUUUGCUGAAGAAAAGUGACAUUCGCUGUGAAGUAACUGAAAGAAAAAUGGGCGAAGAAAUUGAAGUCUUAAAAGACAGUCUUGCAGCUGUUAUUUCGGAAAAGGAAAAUAUGGUAAUUGAAAAUAAAAAACUUUCAAUCGAAAUUGAAUCGUGUAAAUCGGAGAUGCGUCUGUUGAAGGAAACGUUAGCGUCAAGUGAGUGCAUGUUGAAAGACAGCGAAGCUCGUGCGCUUAAACUCGAAGCAGAAUGCGAGAAGAAAUUGAAAGAAAAGGAAAAUUUAAGCAGCGAUUUAUCUGAAAUGACCACGGAGCUUAUUCAAAAGCAAUCCGACAUCGAAGAUCUUAUAUCUAGUAUAUCUAGUGGGGUAAGACUUGAGGAAGAUUUACUUAAAACUACUAUAAACUAUGAGCAGACCACAGCAGUGCUGAAGGAAACAAUGAAAACUUUACAAGAUGCGCAACUAACUUUAGAAGAGAUGACCAAAGCACUUCAAAGAUUAGAAGGAAUUUUAAAAACUGCAGAUAGUUGUUCAGACGAGAAGGAGACGUUUCUGUUAAAUUUGAAAGAAAAGGAUGCGCUCAUAGACGAGAAAUCAUCUUUAAUUAUAAAACAGACUGCGGAGUUAGAAACGUUGGUGGAAUCAAAAAAGGAGUUGAUCAAAAAACAUGAACUCAGCGAACAACGGUUGAAAGAAGAGUUUGACAAUCAGAUCGAAUUCAUUCGCGAAGCAGUGAACGAGAAAGAAAAAGAGUUGAGUCGUGUUCAGAGGGAUGAAGUGAACGCGCUUUUGUUGAAAUUACAAGGCAAACAAGAGGAAGACGAGAGUAACGAGAGAGAAAGAAUGCGUCUGAACAAAUUGAUCGAAGAAAACACGUCGCAAAUUUGCGAACUUAAAGACUGUGUUGCAGAGAAGACCCAAAAGCACGAGGAUAUUAUAAAUGAAAAUGUGAAGUUGAAUGAACGAAUCACGCAAAUGGAGUCGGUGAUGGAAAGUUUGAACGACGAUUUGAAGGUAAAAGAGUCACGUAUAGUUGUUUUGGAAUCAAAAUUGAAGACGGAAAUUGGCAGUGCUGGUGAGUCUGAUGCGACGGACGAGAAAGAUACACUCGUGGCGGAAAAGGAUGAGCUUCAGAUAGAGUUGCUUCGUGUACAAAACGAAUUAGUUUGCGUAAGGGAGGAGUUGCGUUCGAAAAAUGAAGAUGUUAUCGAAAGCAUGAAUAGCAAACAUAGAAUUGAAGUUGAUGAGCUGAAUAAUCUGAUUUGUGUCUUGAAAAAAGAUUUGGAAAGCAUAACCUUGCAGAAGGGUGAUGUCGAGAAAGAACUGGUGUUGAGUCGUCAAAAAAAGGAGCUGUUGAACGAAAUUAAUGAACGAGAAACUUCUGAUGCUGUUGAUGAAAAUGAGAUGAAAAAUGAUGGCUUGGAGACUCAGUCAAAAGAGGUUUCAUGUCCAAUGUGCCGCGCGCUUGAUAAGGCUGGGACCGAGCGAUGGGAUAGUGAAAUAUUCAAAGCGAUACUCGUCGAUUUCAAAGAAGAGAUGGGAACAGACGUUGUUGCAAAGGAUAAGCUUGUGGAGGAGUUAAGACAUGCGUUGAUCGCUGAUCAAGAUGUAUUGGAGCAAAAGCAGUUCGUUUUGGACGAGAAGGAGAUAGAAAUACUCGCAAAGGACGAAGCUAUUGCUCGACUGGAAACGGAAAAUGCUGACUUGAUCAAAAAAUAUGAAUUAAUCCUAGCUGAUUCCAAUGAUCAAAUAACCUGUUUUAAACAAAAAGUCAGUGAUGAAAAACGUCGUCUUUCGUUAUCUGAUGUCAUCGACUUUGAAAAAGUGAUAUGUGAAAAUGCACAUUUGCGUGCCAGUGAAGAGAAAUUGACAAAAGAGAUUGCUCUACUUGAACAGAAACGCCGAGAAAAUGAAAAACUGAACUGCGAAAAUCUAAAACUGAACACUGGUUUAAAGGAAUUCGAAGAUUUGAAGAUGAAAUGCGCAGUUUUGAAGACGAGACCAAAGAACUUAAAAUGCAGUUAA
Molecule: messenger RNA, 2819 nt
Organism: Xenia sp. Carnegie-2017
Lineage: Eukaryota; Metazoa; Cnidaria; Anthozoa; Malacalcyonacea; Xeniidae
Product: putative leucine-rich repeat-containing protein DDB_G0290503
Exons: 13
Coding region: 57-2819 (920 amino acids)
Source: RefSeq, a predicted model, not a curated record